AUGCCGAGGAACGCAAAAUCCGCUGGUCAUGCACAUUCCUUUCAACAUUUUCACGGUCCAGUCAUUGGUGAAAGUCAUGAAGUGACUUGGAAGGACAAACAUGGUCAUCACGAUCACGAUUACGUAGCACAUCCUCACUACGAAUUCUCUUAUGGUGUUGAGGACCAUCAUACCGGUGAUUACCAUGGACAAAAGGAACACCGGAAUGGUAAAGAAGUAGUUGGAGAAUAUAUAGUGAAGGAACCGGGUGGUAAUAUUAGAACCGUCAAGUAUCAUGCUGGAAAAAAUGGAUUUUACGCUCACGUAUACAACAGUGAUGGAAACGAUCAUGAAUAUGGAAAAUACCAUUAG
Messenger RNA from Polistes canadensis, 351 nucleotides. Its product is annotated as cuticle protein 8-like. The record is from RefSeq and is a predicted model, not a curated record. Gene Ontology annotation, cellular component: extracellular matrix. The transcript is spliced from 2 exons. Bases 1 to 351 code for a protein of 116 amino acids. NCBI's taxonomy places the organism in Eukaryota, Metazoa, Arthropoda, Insecta, Hymenoptera, Vespidae.